AUGGCGGUUUCUGUCUCCCCAUCCGAGCUUCAAAAUCUCCAAGAUUGCCUGCUCAACAAAUCUGGAGAUGUCGCUUUACAUACACGUUUCAGGGCCUUGUUUACCCUCAAGUCAUUAAAAUCAGAAGAUGCAGUGGAGAUCAUCGCGAAAGGCUUUAAGGAUCCUUCAGCUCUUUUGAAACAUGAACUAGCUUAUUGCUUAGGGCAAAUUAAGAAGAUUUCGGCCCUCCCUACACUUGAAUCUGUGCUCAGGGAUUCCUCUGAAGACCCUAUGGUCCGGCAUGAGGCUGCCGAAGCCAUGGGAGCUAUCUCAGAUCCAACGUCGCUCCCAAUUCUCAAAGAGUUCCUGACUGACUCUGAGAGGAGCGUCAGGGAGACCUGCGAGAUCGCCGUAGCAAAGAUCGAAUGGGAUAACUCUGAGGAAGGAAAAAGGCACCAUGAAAGGUUGAAUGAAUCUUCUCCUUUAUAUACCUCUGUUGAUCCUGCUCCUCCUUCAUCUGGUCUUCUGGCGGGUGCACCAAAACCAGAGGCUAUCUCUAAAGAUACAAUCGAAACUCUCAGAAAAGAACUCGUUAACACAAGCCUUCCACUUUUUCAAAGAUAUCGUGCUAUGUUUGCUCUCCGAAAUAUUGGCACCCCAGCAGCUGUCGAUGCGCUUGCCUCUGGGUUCUCUGACGAAAGUGCCCUCUUCAAGCAUGAAAUUGCAUUUAUUUUCGGACAACUUCUCUCACCACACUCAGUACCUUCGCUCUUGAAGGUUCUGCAAAAUGCACAAGAGUCUGAUAUGGUCCGCCAUGAGGCAGCUGAGGCCCUUGGCGGUAUUGCUACACCUGAGGUUCUACCUCAUCUUCGUGAGUGGAUGGACAGGGAAGACGCACCAAGAGUUGUGCGUGAGAGCUGUCAGGUUGCUAUUGAUAUGUGGGAGCACGAAAAUUCUGGUGAAUUUCAAUAUGCGAAUGCCCUUACCUCCACCCCAGUCACUGUUACAUGA
Messenger RNA from Psilocybe cubensis, 990 nucleotides. RefSeq lists its product as uncharacterized. The transcript has 6 exons. Lineage: Eukaryota; Fungi; Basidiomycota; Agaricomycetes; Agaricales; Agrocybaceae. Gene Ontology annotation, biological process: peptidyl-hypusine biosynthetic process. The record is from RefSeq and is a predicted model, not a curated record. Gene Ontology annotation, molecular function: deoxyhypusine monooxygenase activity. The coding region runs from base 1 to 990 and encodes 329 amino acids.